AUGCCCGCCCCGGGACCCGCCAUCCCCGGCUGCCCCCCUGGACUCGAGUACCUCACGCAAAUCGACCAAAUACUCGUGCAGCAAAAAGUCGACUACGCGGAAAUGAUCAUCGGAUGGGAAAUGAGCAACAAUUACGUCAUCAAAAACAGCAUGGGGCAGCAGAUAUUCACCGCCAGAGAGGACGAUCGAAACUUCUUCACGAUGCAGUUUUACGGUCCGCUUAGACCUUUCGACAUCCACAUCCACGAUAACUUCGGACGCGAGGUUUUAACUGUAACGCGUCCGGUAAAAUGUGGAUCUUGCUGUUUUCCGUGCUGUCUCCAAGAAGUGGAAAUCCAAAGCCCGCCGGGAUUUCCCAUAGGUUACGUUGUACAGGACUGGCACCCGUUUUUGCCGAAGUUUACGGUUUUAGACGCAGCUCGGAGCGCGCAGUUGAAGAUAAAGGGUCCGUUUUGUGAUUGUAAGUGCUGCUCGGAUGUGGUGUUUGAGGUUUUGUCCCGGGAUGAGGAGGGAGUGGUGGGGCAGAUUUCCAAACAGUGGGGAGGGUUUCUGCAGGAAGGUUUCACCAACGCGGAUAAUUUUGGGAUUUCGUUUCCGAUGGAUUUGGAUGUUAAAGGUAAAGGCGGUGCUGCUCGGAGCGGUGUUCCUCAUAGAUUUUAUGUAUUUUGA
This is a messenger RNA of Boleophthalmus pectinirostris (great blue-spotted mudskipper), 669 nucleotides long. Its product is annotated as phospholipid scramblase 1-like. NCBI's taxonomy places the organism in Eukaryota, Metazoa, Chordata, Actinopteri, Gobiiformes, Gobiidae. The transcript has a single exon. Gene Ontology annotation, biological process: plasma membrane phospholipid scrambling. The record is from RefSeq and is a predicted model, not a curated record. Gene Ontology annotation, cellular component: plasma membrane. Bases 1 to 669 code for a protein of 222 amino acids. Gene Ontology annotation, molecular function: phospholipid scramblase activity.